Messenger RNA from Lindgomyces ingoldianus, 2274 nucleotides. RefSeq lists its product as uncharacterized. Gene Ontology annotation, biological process: adenylate cyclase-activating G protein-coupled receptor signaling pathway. The record is from RefSeq and is a predicted model, not a curated record. Lineage: Eukaryota; Fungi; Ascomycota; Dothideomycetes; Pleosporales; Lindgomycetaceae. Bases 370 to 2208 code for a protein of 612 amino acids. The transcript is spliced from 3 exons. Gene Ontology annotation, molecular function: G protein-coupled receptor activity. Gene Ontology annotation, cellular component: plasma membrane.
UUUCGCAGAUUCAACAAUGUUCCCAGGCCACUUGUGAGAUUCCUCGUAGACAAUUAACGCGCUUGUCUUGCUAGGAACGGUUCCGGGUAGUGGGGAGUCUGCAAUCACAACUUGUCAGUCUCUUUGUGUUCACUGUUUUCAGCAUCCUAAUUCAUGACCCCUGUAGGACAUCUAGUGCUAAUCCUCAGGAAUCCCGUCAUUGCAACAGUUUUCCGGCGACUUUGUCUUCCACUUCCUGGAUAUUAAAUUUUCAGGGACUAUUCUUGCAAGAUUAUCACCCACCUUUUCUCUCAUAUGUCUUAGUUCUUUCGUUACUUCUCCAGUCCCAGAUAGCGUGUUUUCGCAGAUGGUAGCCGUUCAGGAAACGUCAUGUCGGGUGCAGGAAAGAGGAAUCUACGCAUCGAUCGUUUCCUCCCGGGUAUCCGCUCCCAACCGCCUGACUUUAUACUUUCGGGCUCUAUCUUCCUUCUUCAUUCAAUGCUCGUCGCUCCUCUCGUCUCCUCUUCUCCUAUUCCUACACCUCAGGUCGGUCACAGCAAGUUUAGCUCUGUCAGCCUCUACCCCGAACACAGAAAAUUUGUCGUGCAGGUGGUAGCGGCAACGUGUGCUGCCAUGUCAAUGGCGGCCGCGUUCAUCGCCUUUUACUGGUUUUGUCGGAUGGAGAAACACUUCCGUCAUAGAUUAAUCAUACUCCUCAUAUACGGUGACUUGAUGAAAGCAACAUGGCUAUUCAUAUUCUCCAUAGUCUCCAUCGCGCGGGGCACCGUCCCUACCGAAUCUUCUUUUUGUCAAGCUAGCGGUUUCCUAGUCCAGUACGGCACGGAGACAAGCGACUACGCUGUCCUCGUGAUCGCUGUGCAUAGCGCUCUUCAGGUCUUCCGCCCGUCCACAUCCGUACGAUCCGAUGGUCUCUAUCCCCUUCGUCGUUGCAUCUACGUUGCCGGACUCCUGGUUCCAGCAAUGAUGGCUGGGCUCGCAUUCGUAAAUCCUCAUUACGGGUAUCUCUCUCAAGGCGCCCUCUGUACGCUUCCUCUUCGUCCAUUCUGGUAUCGUCUCGCAUUGGCCUGGAUUCCCCGCUACCUAAUUGCUACAAUAAUCCUCGGUCUUGCAGUUGCCAUCUAUACGCAUGUCGGCUUUGAAUUUCGCUCCUUUUCAACCAUAGGGGAGAGCGUCAAACUUUCAGUUUCAACCACAACCCCAAUAUUAUUUGGAAGAGACAUUGAGGAUGGAGCUCCCGGAGAGGCGCGUAGCAGCGCUAGUCAGCAGAUUCCCUCUGGGCAUAGAGCGUCACCGGCACUACACAAUAUCGCCGCUUGCCACCGAACUUUAGCAGGAAGCCCUCUUACUGAGACAACAACCUCCAUCUCAAACCCACUUGAACAAGCAGGACGCUUUCAGUCUGUUACACCGUCUCCGCCUCGCAUCGCUGAUAGUGAACCAUCUGCAAACAACACGGGGAACGACUCCCACGAUACUUCGCCGCUAAGCACCUGCCCAAUAACCCACGUCCAACGUCGUCUCGCUCGAGAAAGAUCACGCAUCCACCGCCAACUCCGUCUUAUGUUCAUCUACCCGCUCGUCUACAUCCUGAUGUGGAUUGUUCCAUUCGCAAGUCAUUGCCUAAUGUACCAAGACAAGUGGGCAGCCCAUCCUUUAUACUGGCUGGGCUUAACGAGCACAAUAUGCGUUACCCUAAUGGGCGCUGUAGAUUGUCUCAUUUUCAGUUUGAGGGAACGGCCAUGGCUCCAUAUACCAACCUCCGGCGGUAAGUUUUGGGGCAGUUUUUUUUGCUGGCGUCGGGCGGGUGAAAGCGACGUAAGGAGGAGUCAGAUUGGAGAAAUGCAUCGUAUGAAAACGGAAGCCGACUUCAAUCCUCCUCUGACAAUACCUCGACCUACGUUGACGGCCAGCUUGUCGAGAGUCAAACAGAGUGCAACAACAUCGAAGGCGAUAGACCAGCGAAAGUCGGCAGCAGACAUGACAUGGGCUAGACUAGAAGUUGAGAAAGAAGAUCGUAGGAUAGUUAAUAGAGAGGGUGGCGGGCAAACUCGGAGGCAGUCCAUGGAGGGGCUGGAUUCAAGCGAGACUAAUGAUACAAACGAGACCAGCACAUCGAGUGAGAAGGAUGGGAGGACGCAGAGUUCAAGAGAGGUCGUAGGGGGGCUUGGGUCUGGAACGGAUGCUGUUGUGUAUUCAAAAUAUCUUUAGACAGUGUUGGUAGUAUGUGGGUUUAAGGUUGCUUUAACUUUGGCAUUGCAUUGUCCAUCCGCUCCG